AUGGUUUUCAACGAAGAUAUACUUUCUCAAAUAUUUGAAGAAAUAGAUGAUAAAAAUUCUCUCUAUUCAUGCCUUUUUGUUAAUAGAACUUGGUGUGUAACAGCUGUACCAAUUUUAUGGAGAAACCCUAAUCCUCAUUAUAAUUUUAAUCUUUUUGUUUUAUAUAUCUUUUAUUCUAUUAAAUCAAUGAAAGUAUUAUUUGAUAUAUUACUUUUACUACAUUUAUUAGAGGAAUCAAGAGAUACUUUUAAAAACCAAGGAAUUGAUAUUAAUUAUCUUAUCACAGAAAAAUAUAAGCGUCCUUUAUUUAAUUAUGUUAAUUUCUGGAAAUAUUUGAAUUUAACAUUUAUAGACAAUAUGAUUUAUAAUAGUGGGAUUAAAAGUCCAAGUUAUAAACUACAGAAUACAGAAUAUCAAUUACAUCAUAUUUCAGGAUUUGAAUGUUGCUUUUCAAAACUUGAACCCAUUCAUUGUAAUAAUGUUAUCAUCGAUAAUAUUUUGGAAGAAUUAGUUAAAAUAUAUACUAUUCAAUGUUUGAAAAUUAAUCGUAUACCUAUUUUGGGGCAUAAGACUUAUUUUGUAGAUUUAUUAAGCAAUAUAUAUCAAAAUUGUCCAAAUCUUAAAUAUUUUAAAUUAUCAUAUAAUAUUGAAUUACUUAUCUCAGAAUUGGAAAAUUUAUUAAUUAAUUGUAAAUUUUUAAAUGGAUUAGUAAUUGAUAAUUCUUAUAUGGACGAACUAUUUAUAUUAUUGACUAAAUCAUCGCCAAUUACUUUGUUCAAGUUUGAAUUUUUUACUUAUUGGGUUAAUUUGAAAUAUAUAAAAUUAUUUCUUGACAAUUGGAAAGAUAGAAACCCUAUGUUAUUAAAAUUAAAUAUAAGAGACAAGGAAAUAAAGCAGCAAUUAGAAGAUUUAGUCAAAGAAUAUAAAGUAAGAGGAGUAAUUAAAAAAUAUUCCAUUGGUCAUAGUAAAAUAAAUAUUAAUGAAGAUUUUAAUUGGAAUUAA
Molecule: messenger RNA, 1002 nt
Organism: Rhizophagus irregularis DAOM 181602=DAOM 197198
Lineage: Eukaryota; Fungi; Glomeromycota; Glomeromycetes; Glomerales; Glomeraceae
Source: RefSeq, a predicted model, not a curated record